GGCGGGCAGGCUGCCCCGCUCCCUCCCCGGCCCCCUCCUCCGGCUCUUUGAUUUUUUUUUUUUUGUUUUUUUUUUUCCCUUCCCUCACAUGUGGGCAGAGCCCCUCUCGCCCUACGAGCAGGGGCUGCAGCUGGCGGCAGCCCCCACUACUUGUUGUUUGUGGGUUUGGUGCCGGGAGUACCGGGAGGAGGGACGGGGGAGGCGCAUGGCUGGGAGGGGAGCGGUAUAUGCUGCUCCUCGCCGGAGCCACGCUCCAGACAGGCCACCGCUUCGGAGCGAGCCCGGGAAUCCUCCCUCCGCCAGGAGUUGCAGUUCGUCUCCGAUCCCCUUGGGAUUUAAACCUUCUUGCCUAUCUAUCUGUCUUUUUUUUUUUUUUUUUUUGUCCUUCCUCCUCCUCCUCUCUUCUUCUCCCGUGCAAAGUGGAGAAGGAACUGCACCGAGGCAGAUCUUGCAAUACUGCUCCGAUCUAUCACUGCUAUUCUUCGUAAUUAAUUAUUAUUUUUAACCUCACCCCAGCCGGGGAGGGAAGCGGGACCGUUCUGAGCAAGAGAAACAUUGCGAUCCGUAUCAAUAAAGAUUUUUUAAAUUUUUUUUUUCUUCCCCCUUUUUGAGAAAGGGGGAGAGGGUGGAGGGCAAGCACAGCGGGGUGGGGGAGAAGCCGGCAAAUCGAGCAAAUCCCUCAGUCCCGGCGCGGAGCGGGAGGCCGCGGCGGCGGGGGGAGGCGGGCCCCAGCGCCGCCCGCCGCGAGGGGGGCCAGCCGCCCCAGACAGGUGAUGGGCGUUUCGGCUGCGCUCCGGAUCGACUCCUUGGGUUUCACUUUGGUCUGAUCUAAGCAAAUAUGCAGAAGUACCGGCUGGUCUAGUCCUAAGAGCCAAGAGGAGCGAGCGAGAGCAGCAGAAAGGAGAGCGGCCACGCUCCCGUAGCGAGGGGAACAUACAAACAGCGGCAGCGCCGUAAUUAAUCCACCGCCGCCCCGAGGCAGCCCCGACCCACCCUGGAUGCGGAGGACCCCCGAGCCACCCCGCUGCCUUUCCCCUGAGGGAUGGUACUGAAUUUCUGCGCGGCAGGAGCCGGCCUGCAGCUCCUCUCCAUCAGCGUUGCCUUCCCUCCGUGUCUAAAGUGCACUAGACCGCGAUGAGGACCUGGGCUUGCGUUUUGCUGAUAGGUUUUGGCUACCUGUCCUUUACCUUCUCCGAGGAGGCCGAGAUCCCGCAGGAGCUCAUCGAGCGGCUGGCGCACAGCGAGAUCCACAGCAUCCGCGACUUGCAGCGCCUCCUGGAGAUUGACUCCGUAGGAUAUGAUGAUGUUUCAGAAACAAACUUGAGAUCUUAUAGUGUUCAUUCUGCUAAACAUGCGCAAGAGAAUCGUCCUGUGCCCAUUCGCAGAAAAAGAAGCAUUGAGGAAGCUAUCCCGGCUGUCUGCAAAACACGGACGGUUAUUUACGAGAUACCUCGGAGUCAGAUUGAUCCCACCUCUGCCAACUUCCUGAUAUGGCCGCCCUGCGUGGAGGUGAAACGUUGCACUGGCUGUUGCAACACCAGCAGUGUGAAAUGCCAGCCAUCGCGGAUACAUCACAGAAGUGUCAAGGUGGCAAAAGUGGAAUAUGUUAGAAAAAAGCCAAAAUUAAAAGAAGUUCUGGUGAGAUUAGAAGAGCAUAUGGAAUGCACCUGUACAUCAUCAAAUACUAAUUCAGAUUAUAGAGAAGAAGAAACUGGCGAGACCGAGGCAUGGAGAAAUGACUGUGCAAGGUCACACAGCAAGGCUAUGGCAGAACCAGGGAUAGGACUCAGAUCUGAGUGCUCAUCCAGUGCCCUAAAUCACACGACCAUCUUCCCUUUCCAAGAAUGAAUCCUUGCACCCUUAGAGCUAAAUACUGAAAAGAUUGAGGGGGCGAAGCAAGACAUAAAUUCAAGAUAUCCCCUGUCUGACCACAAGAAAGAAGACUGUUCACAGAGGGUCUGUGGGUGAAGUGCUGAGUGGCCUCAGCUCCCUUUGGGGAUGAACUCAAACUUGUAGACCUCAGUGAAGCAUCAAGAGCUCGCCAGAAUUGCCUGACAUCCCUAGCUGUGAUUUUUUUCAGUAGUCUAAGCAAUUUGGGCAUCCAAUUUUAAUUCAUUUUUACAAGACUUUCAAGAAGCCUCAGUUGGCUUCAGAAUGCCUCUGUCUUUGUUCUGCAGAGAGACUAAUUUUGACCCAGGGAUGUCACCAUGAGUGUUGCCUUCCUUCUCUGGGUAGCAGCACUCAAACCUUAAGUUUGCUUUCUGCUGUUUGGUGUAGGUGUUACCCAGCAGUGACUUUUCAAGUGCCUGUUGCAUGCCCCGUUCGCUGCUGGGACAGCCUGAUGUUUCAGGUGGGGAGUCCGCCUUACUCCAGCCAUGCUUCACCUUUUCCUUAGCACUUUGGCUUUACAUAUCUGUUCUAUAUAAGGGUGGUGCUGGUUCAAGCUGAAGACCAGGGAAGUUUCGAGAGGUCAGGUUUUCUGCUAUGGGCCCUGUUCUGCUGGAGCCUGUUGCCCGGCUGUGUCAGCUGUGUGGGGCCAGAGAAGGAGGGAGAGAUGCUGCAGCACGUCAAGGAAGCCAAGAUAUGUCUUCUCGUGCUCAAACAGUCCUGCCUGAAGACACAUCCUCCCUGGCUGCCACUAAGCACUGCAGUUUCCCCCUUUCCCCCUUGCCUUGAGGGCUGAUGUUUCCCUGAUGCCAACAUGUCCCUCAUGCAGAGGAAGGUCUCAUGCUGCAUUGUGUGACUGAGAGAUGUAUCUACUCGACAGCAAGAUUCCCAUGCAGACUGAGGGCUCUGUGCUCAUGCACUUGGGAGUGAAGACAUUUCUUGGUCCAAACACACCCACAGUAAAGUAAGAUGCUCAGAGGUCUCUUUGGAGCCAGGAAGCUACUAAAAAAUGUGUUCAGGAUCUGAAUUCCCCUUGAAUGCAGUGGGUUUCCACAACAAAAAUGACAGAAGCAAUUUAUCCCAGAUAGAGUGGUUUCUUCAACAGGCCAUGUAUGAGUCCUGCAGGUUAAUGCUCAGCUUGCAUACUUCACCGAUUGCCACAAAUACUGCUUUUAAAUCAAAUUGUCACUAUUUAUUGAGGGAUAUGUUUCUCUUACAUGUGCUUCAGAAGAGCUUGCGUAACAGCUUGUGUCCAUUUGUUGUGCAGAGCCUGCUGGCUGAUCCAGAACGGUUAGGCUAUGUCUGCAUACCUAAUAGGGGUUUGGGGACCUUGCAGCUGCAGUUAGCGAGUGCAAAUGUUUCCCAUUAGCUCCCAGCAUUCCCCUAAGUUGUGAUUCAGCAAGACAGUCAGUGGAAGGCUGAACUUGAGGCAUGUGAGAUGUUUCUUUGAUGUUACUCUUGCUUAAAGUUAGGCAUGAUCUGAGUUGGCUUGCUAAGCUGAGGCCCUGAAGAGCCUACUGGCUAAGCAGUGUAAGCUUAGUCUUUUCCUCUUAUGCAUUGCCUGGAGUGAUGUUAGUUUCAGAAGCGUUUUGCAGCCUUUCAGUAAACUAUUCCAUAGCAUUGAGGGAAGGCUUUAACUCUUCAGUGGCUUUGUACCAGCAAGCUCAGCUACACUAGAAAGCCUAUAGCAAUGCUUGCCCUCUCUGGGCCUCUAAGGUCUCUUCCUUCCUUAUUUUCUUCAGCAUGUUUCUUUUCUAAAGCAAGUGAAAAAAAAAAAGUACCUUAAAAAGGUGGGAAAUUAAGCAGAUCAUAUCAUCUUGAUUCCUUUAUCUCACUUAAUUAAGGAGAAGUUUGCCAAUAGUGAUCUGGUAUUUCCUAAAACAAGCAUACACGAAGAACACUUUGAGAAACUUCAAAAGAAUUUUCAGGCUAGAUCAGGAAAAGAUAAAACCAGAAGUGGAAACUUCUAAUACACUUUAUAGCUCAUUACUUACAGGAAGUACAUUGUUGCAUAGGAUACUAAUGACUUCUGCAGGAUGAGGUUUGCAAAAGAAAAAAAAGGCACCUUCUGUAUCUUAGAGGAAGAGUCUCAGGGCUUUUGCAGUUACCAUGGAUAAUGCAGUGGAUGUGUAUGGUCAUAUCACCAGAAAAGAGUCUACCUCUGGGAAAAGGCUUUUGAAAGUUUCAAGUGUGUACACUAUUGAGUUUAUGUAGCAACUUCCUAGUCUAGCUGCGAAAAGUGAUAAAGGGAAUGCUAAAAGUUUAUCUUGUUUUCAGUUGCCCUGUUCUACACCCUAGAAGGCAGAAAUACUGCACUGCAUCUUACCUAGCUGCAGGGAGGACAGCAGGAAUACAUUUGAAUGACUAAGGAUGAACACGGUAAAGUCGAUGCCGAUGUUCUCAAUCAGGUAGUGAGGCUGGCAAAGUGAGAAUAGCAAAAUGGAUACUCAGAUUUACCAGUGACACUUGUCUGGAGAAUUAAUAUUUGACAGACUCUUAAUUAGCUCAAUUGAAGAAGUAAUCCUAAAAUCCUGGUUUUGGACAAGGGCCUGAAUCCCAAGCUACUGGAUUUGCUGUUAGUGAGUUGGUGCUCUCAGAAGUGUCGUGAAACAGGAAUAUUUCAUAUUUGUAAAGCACCCAGAGAUCCUACGGAUGACAAGUAAUAAUUUUCUACUGUUUAAAGAGUUCCCUGGUGCAAGCAGGCCCCUCGAUGGUGACUAGAGAGCUGAGGGGAUGUGCCCCAGGCUCAGCUCAUGUUUUCAAGUCCAGACGUGCUGUCCCCAAGUUAGCACCAGCCAGUGUUGGGUGCACGUCUAUCACGUGCAGAGUAUUGCGCACAUGCCGCUUACCUUGCUGUUCUUCACCACGGGAGAUGUGUCCACCUGCCAGCUCUUGUAUUUCGCUCAGAUUGUAAGGAUAGCUUUGCUGUUAUGUGUGAACAUACUGUAGGCGGCAAGGCAUUCCCAUCAAGACCGAAGCGCACGGGUAGUGAGGCUUGAACAUUUUUUUCUUAUGUACAGGCAAGAUACUUAAAUAUCGGGUUGGUUGCUCUUUGUAUCUUUAGGCACCCAGUACUUCUAAACUUGUGGUCUCUGGAAGGCUAUGUUACUGAAAAUCAAGAGGCGAUUGCCCUUCUGAAAGUUUCUACUCAUGCUUGCAAGUGAGAUUUGGACUCCUAAGUCACAAAGAUGCUUUUGCAAAUGUUGUAUCUGUCUGUCUGCUUCUCUAUAAAUCAACCUGCUUGGCCUGAACUGAAUGUUUAAAUAAACAGCUGAAAGACAGUCUGAUUGCUUCUUUCUGAGUGUUUCCCUUAUGGAGCGCUUGGGGUCACAUGGCAUCUGCUCUGACCUUAAGGACCUGCUUUCUGGAGGCUUUUUUACGAUGCUAACAAACCCCACAUUUUAACUAGCUGUUAAAUAAGCCAGUCAGUGGUAACUAUUCAGGACAGGGUUUAGAAGAGUAUUCUUACUGGGAUACAAGAUGGCUCUGUCCAUGUGCUGGCCAGGGAUGAAGGGCUGGAAAACUGUGUGGUGGAAGAGACGAUUAAUGUGAUUUUCCACAACUUUCCUUGCAGCUGCAUUUUUGAGGAGAGAGAGAGAGAGAGAUGGCUAGGCUUGCAGUAACAUGUUGUGCCGUCAUAAAUGCUACAGCCACCAUCUGUUUCCAGCCCACGACUUGAAAGAAAACUGAGCAGUAAUCUCAUAAUUCACAUGAGCAUUUUACACUUGUGAACCCUUCCCAACCUUUGUCUAAUAAUGAAGGGAGUGCAUGGUGCUAAGGUUUGUAUUUUUCCUGCACGUAUUAGUGUUUAUUUGUAUGUCUCUUUCUGUUUUGUUGGGUUUUUUUUCCACGGGCCCAUGAAAAAAAUUUCUCUGGGAGGAAAAUCGGACCAGUUCCAUGGUCAAAAGAAACAUAAUAAAGGUAAAAUCCCAAUUCCAUUGAACUUGCUGGCAAAAUUCUCCAGGAGGAGGUGCAUUUAACAUUCCUCGCUGUGUCUGUCUUAGUUACUUGUUGGUUAAAAGAAAGAAAGACAUUAGAAAGUGAAGAGGUGGGUUGCUGAACUGCCCUUUCCCUGCAGAAACAGAGCUGCUAGAAUAGCUGGACAUGCGCAUUUUAAACCCGCACCAUCAGAUAGGAUGGUAAUGGUAGGUUGGAUUUUAAUGAAAACAAAUUCUUCUGCUAAUCUUCGCUUCGGGCUGGCCCUCCUUGGGAUUAAGGAUACCACCUGCUGUGCCAAAGACUUGCUCAGGUUCGAGGCUGCUGGUGGGUGGGAAGAACACAAACAUCUGAGAGUGACUCUGGUGAGCGAUUGCAGUCUGUCCUGUUGCGGUGCCCUCAGGGAAGCCAAAGAGUUCAGAUCAUUUAGUUGAUGGAAAUACUGCUCCCCUCCAGCCUGCAAAGCAAGGCUAGCAUCAGUAAGGAUUUCUUUUUGACUGUUCUGCAAAACCAAGGGCUGCUGUUUCUCUGGGCCUCCUCUCGUCUUUGGACCCAAUUUGCACGCUUCCUCCUAGCACGGCCGAACUGGCUGAAUGAACUCCUGCUCUCCUCUGGCCUUAGAAAGAAUGACUUCAUCAUCUCGACCAGACUGCAGAGCAGUUUAAGGAUGAAAGGGCUUCUCAUUUUAUAUAUCCCACUGCUGCUAGAACUAUAAAUCCUUGAUGGACUGAGUUUAUAGCAAACUGCUACUGCAAGCAAGUGAAAUUUAUUUUGUCUUGUCAUAUGUAUGGUCAAACUGUCCAAGCAGUUGCCAACCAACUGAGCUGCUGAUGGGCGACCCAUUCAAUCUCUUCUCAUUUUAUUUAAAAAUAAUAAAUAACUACCAAUCAAAGAAACUUAUUUUGACAUGUGCUACCUGUUGGGUGAUCCUCAGUACCUCCAAGAUGUGUCCAUAAGUGGAAGAAUGCUGCCAGCUGUUGCCAAGUCCAGCAGACAUGACAUGAAGUUCCACCAAGAAAAGGUUUGUGGGCUCAUUAGGGUUGGGGACAUGUUAACGGCCACCUCCUUUUUUAGUACUUCUUGCUGUUCUGAAUGUGUUUGGUCAGGUAGCAAGGGUGCACAGAGGCCACAUCCAACCACGUAGACCUCUGCUUGAAUCAGUGACAAAGCUUCGUUGACCUGUAUGUGGCAGUGGUCCUUUUUCUGUCUUGCAGUUUGAUCAAAGAUGGAUUGUUGGUGGAUCUUUGGGGUCUAGAAAGCUGUCCUGUGUCUAUUUUGGUGCCUUGUGAUGGUAGAUGAGCUAAAAAGGAGAUAGUAGCAACUCUUCAAGCUGAUGGAGUCGGAAUCACAUAUAUUUCUGUAUCAUUUUCUUACAGAGUGAAAAAGCCUGAAAAGUUACCUUAUUUUUAUUUUUUACCCAGGCUAAUUAAUUAUAGCUGGGGGUGUUGGGAGCUGUCGUAUUAAACGGCCUUUCCCCGCUUACUCCUCUUGUCCUGCCGAAUUCAAUCUCUGCAGCCUCCCACCCCCGCAUCUGUAGUUUAUGGUCACAUCUGGAGUGUCUGCCCUGCACACGUGCUGGUAGGAGCCUUCUGCCCGCUGGCACACACAUCGUGGCCUUUGGUGUCCAUGGAGUCACAAGCAUCUUUCCCGACACUUGUUUUUGUGUGAAAAGGAGAGUGAGAGGGGGCACGGGAAGAGCAACGGCAGGGAAGGCCUCUGACAUGAAAUUCCCAGGAACAGGAUUUGCACAUUUUAUGACCGUUCAGAUGGAAAUGCAAUGGAGCUGAAUUACUCCUCCUUAAUCCUGCUUUCUCACUUUCCUCCCAGCAGCCUCCUCCCCUUGAGCUUAGGUAAUACAGAAGCUUAUAAACAAAUCCCACCGCGUGAAAAAUAGCAAAGGGGGGGAAAAAAAGGACCUGGGUUAGGGCUAUGAUGGAUAGACAGGUGGAAGGCAGGCACCAGAAGGGAGGAUGAAUGGUAAAAGCCUUUGAUGGAAACACUAAAGAGCUAUUGAAAAUCCAAGGGGUGGGGGGAGGGAGGAGAAAGAAUAGCAGGAGGAGGGAAAGCAAGGGAGCCGUGCCCCCCUUCCCCCCCGCCCUCUUUCUCAGGAUGUUGAAAGUAUUUGUCCUUCGUUACAAAAUGAUUGAACUGCCGCCAGGCCAGGCCACCCUUCCAGCCAUUGCACUGGGAAACUGGCACUUCUGAAAGCCUCGUCGCCUCUCAAAUUUUAUAGCUUUCCCUUUUUGUGGGAGUUUUUGUGUUGUGCUACUUGCAGGAUUGUUUUCAGAUUUGCCGCGUAUCAAAGAAACUAUAUUUUGUUGCUCUGACAAACACGGAAUCCAGGUAAUGAAAGGAAGAAUUAAAAAAUAAAGGCCCAUUUUUAUCAGAA
Molecule: messenger RNA, 8212 nt
Organism: Aquila chrysaetos chrysaetos
Lineage: Eukaryota; Metazoa; Chordata; Aves; Accipitriformes; Accipitridae
Gene: PDGFA
Product: platelet derived growth factor subunit A
Exons: 7
Coding region: 1135-1848 (237 amino acids)
Biological process (GO): positive regulation of MAP kinase activity; positive regulation of cell population proliferation; positive regulation of phosphatidylinositol 3-kinase/protein kinase B signal transduction
Cellular component (GO): membrane
Molecular function (GO): platelet-derived growth factor receptor binding; growth factor activity
Source: RefSeq, a predicted model, not a curated record